Maniola jurtina (meadow brown) is the source of this 2813-nucleotide messenger RNA. Its product is annotated as apoptosis-inducing factor 3. The transcript has 4 exons. The record is from RefSeq and is a predicted model, not a curated record. NCBI's taxonomy places the organism in Eukaryota, Metazoa, Arthropoda, Insecta, Lepidoptera, Nymphalidae. The coding region runs from base 175 to 1875 and encodes 566 amino acids. Gene Ontology annotation, molecular function: 2 iron, 2 sulfur cluster binding; flavin adenine dinucleotide binding; oxidoreductase activity, acting on NAD(P)H. Gene Ontology annotation, cellular component: cytoplasm.
UAAAUUAUUGCUUCUAAAACAUUUUGUUAGUUGCACUCGUAGAUUCAAACUCAAAAGUUAUUAUACACUUUGUAGUAUAUAAUAAAUUAGCUUUUCGAGUGUCAAAACCACUGUCGACACUCGUAGUUAUCCUAAAUCACUUUGAUAGGUCAUCAGAUCUUUUCUCCUUACAAAAUGGGAAGCUCAUACUCAAGGUCCUAUUCACCAAAUUGUGGACCAGCAAAAAAUGAAUCUGAAAACCGUGGCACAAUAUCACGUACUGAUUCUACAUGCCAAUAUGUGGAGUCUGUGGUAUGUAAAGUGAAUGACCUUCAAGAAAAUGAGAUGAAGGUGUUUGAUGUAGGCGAAGAAGGGAAAGUGCUAGUCAUCAAACAGAAGGGAGAAUUUAGUGCUGUAGGUACAAAGUGUACCCAUUAUGGAGCCCCAUUGGUGUCUGGAGCCUUGGGAGAUGGCAGAAUAAGAUGCCCCUGGCAUGGAGCCUGCUUCAAUUUAAAAACAGGAGAUAUUGAAGACUUUCCUGGUUUUGAUUCCCUACCAUGCUAUCAAGUCACUGUCUCUGAAAAGGGUGAAGUAAAGGUUAAAGCUAAACUUAGUGACCUGAAGUCUAACAAACGAAUAAAAGAUAUGGGAAUGUCGUCAUCUCUUGAUGAGUCAUCUGUCGUGAUCGUUGGCGGCGGGCCGUCCGGCGCAACUUGCGCUGAAACAUUACGGAGCGAAGGUUUUACAGGCCGUAUUACUGUAGUCGCUAAAGAGAACUACUUACCAUACGAUAGAAUAAAGGUGUCCAAGAUCGGCACAGCGACAGACAUAGAGAAACUGCAAGCUAGAUCUCAGCAAUAUUAUCAAGAUGCAAAUAUACAAAUUUUGAAUGGUGUCGAAGUGACAAAAGUUAAUGCAGAUAACAAAUCUGUCGAAUUAAGCAAUGGCUCUAAACUAUCAUACAGCUCCUUAUAUCUUGCUACUGGCUCGAAACCUCGUGUUCCUGAUAUACCAGGCAUAGACUUGAAAAAUAUAUUUACAGUUAGAGACUUCGAUGACUCUAUGAACAUACUCAAAACAUUGGGCAAAGAAAAAGAUAAAGAUGUUGUUGUCUUGGGUUUAAGUUUUAUUGGUUUGGAAACUGCAUCGUCGUGCGUCUCGAAAGCCAAGUCGAUGACUGUUGUGGGGAAAGAUGUUGCGCCGCUGGGACACAUAUUCGGAAAAGAAAUAGGCCAGAGCCUUCAAAAAUUAUUUCAGGACAAUGGAGUGUCAUUCUAUUUUGAAACCACAAUUGCCAAAUGCAAUGGUGAGAAUGGUGUCAUUCAAUCAGUACAAUUAACCAAUGGCACGACACUUCCCGCUGAUAUGUUAAUUUUGGGUGUGGGAACCACAUUUUACACUGAAUUUCUCAAAGAUAGCGGCAUUGCCAUGAAACCGAAUGGUGCGGUUACCGUCAAUGAUAAGCUGGAAACAAACAUCAAAAACGUGUACGCCGGCGGCGAUAUAGCUUUUGCUCCAGUUUUCGCCCUUGAUAAUGAACCAAUGUCUAUUGGACACAUAGGCUUAGCACAAUAUCAUGGGCAAAUUGCAGCUAAGAAUAUUUUAAAGAAAGAAACAGCCCUUAGAACUGUACCGUUUUUCUGGACGAUGGUAUUUGGGAAGUCUAUCCGCUAUGCUGGAUGUGGUAAACCAGCAAGUUUCCAAAUUGAAGGAGAUAUCUCAUCAUUAAAGUUUGUCAUAUUUUUCUUCAAUGAGUCGGAGAAAGUGAUUUCUGUAGCAUCAUGUAUGAGAGAUCCUGUUGUAUCACAAUUUGCAGAACUACUUUAUCAGGGGAAAACACUUUACAAAAAGGAUCUGAAAGAUGAUCCUUUUGCUUGGAUAAAAAAUAUAAAUUAGUUACCAAAUCACAAAUGCCUACAAAAUCACAAAGCAUAAUAUAUUAUUAUACCAGUAUUAAUGUAAUCUCUAUAUUUUCAUUAAAUGCAAAUAUGCAAAUAAAUAUAUAAAAUCUUAUUUAAGCUAUAAGAUGUAUGUAUGUAUGUGCUGCAAACUUUGCUGUGUAACAUAGUAAUAAGUACUUAAAAGAAAAAUAUUAUUAUGCAUUGGCACUAUAAUUUAGAGAUACCUAGUCCUCUUGAAAUAAUUUUAAGUUAAUUUCUUUAUCGCUUGUAAACUCUGACCCAUACAAAUAGGUCACAUAACCAGAUCCUAAAUUAUUUUAAAAGUUGUAGAAAUACAGCAAAUGUAAGAUCAUAGAAUUUAAUCAUACGAAUGAAGGGAAAAAUAUAAUAUGAUUUAAGAUAAAAAAAAAAUUGUGAAAAUUGCAAUCAAUUUUCUUUACAGAUUUAUUUUUUUUGAUGUUUACUGAUUUAUUUACUUUGAUUAUUAUUAAGACCGAUUUUCAAUCGCCAAAUAAUCAAUAGAAAUAAUUCUGAAAUUUUGUCAUUUUUUGUAUCAGCAUCAGACAGUAUCAGGUUUGUAUUUUACAAAUCAGCCAAAAUUAUUGGAUUAAGUUUACUUAAAAUUGGAAAUGUGGUGUGGAAUAUAAAACUUUGCAAGGGUCAUUCCAAAUGAAAUGUUGAGCUUGGAAAACUUUCUGUGACUGUUAGUACAAACUACAAAUAUAUUAGAACCAAUGAACCUGUUCAGUUCAAAAACUAUAUUACCUACAGGAAAGAAUAUUUUCUACAUAAUAUUGUAAUACUUGUUGGUUCCUGGAAUCAAGCAUACAGGCAGACCAGCAUUUUAUAAAACAUGCCAAUAGCAUUUGUAUGCAAACUAUGGCUUUUUGAACUAUAUUGGCACUAACAAUUAAACUAAUUAGCCACAAUUUU